AUGUCCCGAAGCAAUAAAUUGGCGCCGGAAGCGAAUCGCAUUCUCUUUGUCAAGAAUCUCGCCUACAACAUUGACACGCCUGCACUCUUCGACCUUUUUGGCAAAUUCGGACCUAUUCGUCAGAUUCGUGCCGGCACAUCCAACACUACAAAAGGUACGGCUUUCGUCGUCUACGAAGAUGUCCUGGACGCAAAGCAAGCCUGCGACAAACUGAACGGGUUCAACUUCAUGAACCGUUAUCUCGUGGUCCUAUAUCACCAGCCAGAGAAGAUGAAGGUUGAGGCCCGAGAGGACAUUGCUGCAAGACAAGAAAAUCUAGAACGCGUGAAGAAAGAGCAUGGGAUUGAAUGA
Messenger RNA from Exophiala aquamarina CBS 119918, 351 nucleotides. RefSeq lists its product as uncharacterized. Lineage: Eukaryota; Fungi; Ascomycota; Eurotiomycetes; Chaetothyriales; Herpotrichiellaceae. Gene Ontology annotation, molecular function: RNA binding. The transcript has a single exon. The record is from RefSeq and is a predicted model, not a curated record. Gene Ontology annotation, cellular component: catalytic step 2 spliceosome; U2 snRNP; precatalytic spliceosome. The coding region runs from base 1 to 351 and encodes 116 amino acids. Gene Ontology annotation, biological process: mRNA splicing, via spliceosome.